CCGUAAAACCUACAAGGUUUGCGACCCAAUCUCUCUCCUAGACGUGGCUAUUGUCAUUAUCUUAGCUCUUGAAGUUGACUGAGGACAGUCGCUCGCUGCGGGGACAGCGAUACGUAACAAUGAAGCUCUCAAACAGCUCGGUCACAGCUGCGACUGCGCGAGAGGAAGCAUGGGAAUUUAAUCGCAGUCAAGGAUCAUGGUUUUCUGCCUCGCACCAGACCUUUGUUACCAGCGCUAUGAAGCCGUUUGGGAUUAGAGGACCCAGAUCCACUCACCAAUGCAUGGGUUAUGAGAAUACGAACAAGCCGCACUGGAUGCUGGGGAGGAAUCUCCGUGUGGAUGGUCCUACCCACCCUCACAUUCUGAAGGGCCUUAUUCCGAGCGUCCUACGAUGUCUCGAUUUCCUUCACACUGCAUGUCAUGCCAUGCAUACAGAUCCCCAAGGAAACGACUUUCUACUCCCUGUCGAUGACGCGGAUGUUCUUCAACUCCUUUCACGCAAAAUCCAGGCCGAACGACUGGCGCACCCGGGAGGCUUGAGCCGCGACUACAUCCGCAGUUUGCGAAAAGACGUAAGACUCAGAAGUCUCGAUGAUGCGCUCGAACCGGAGGUGAUCCUAGAGCUGCAAGACAAGAAAAGGCAUGAUUCUCAGUCUGGAGAAUGCACUACCCCAGAAGUACUUCUUAAAUCAGGAUGGUCCUACCCUGCAGACAUCUGGAACUUGGGCCUAAUGUUAUGGGAAGUUGUGGCGGGAAAGAGUCUCUUGGACGGAAGAUUGCCCGGAACCUCCGAAUUCUCGGACCUGACUCUAUUCGCCCAGAUGGUACGAUUGUUGGGACCGCCUCCACCUGGGAUUCUCACAGCAGCCGACGGAGGAGCCCUUUCCCGAUUUUAUGACAAUCACGGGAAUUUCAAUCGUCCCGAAUUGAUCCCCGGAGAGGAGUUUAACUUUUCGACAAAGUUGACGAUGCUAGAGGGGAAUGAUAAAGACAUGUUCAUCCGCUUUAUAAAGAGGAUGCUGAACUGGGUGCCAGAGGAGAGAGCCACGGCCAGAGAGCUGCUUGACGACCCUUGGGUGAGGCUGGAAGACCCGGGCAUGAAGCGCAGCUAGUGUAUUCCGGGGUAAGCACUUGUUCUUGAGAGGAACGGGGGUAGUGAUUUGGGAAUUCUUCCUUCUGAUCAAGAUGUGGCUCGCAUCUGUAGUGGGUCAAGUCGUCUUGGUUCACAGCCACAAGCCAGCGAAGCUCCCACGAUCUGCGACAGCCGCAAUCCAGGGAUAUGCCCUGUUUCGAUACGGACUGCGCCGAGGCAAUAAAGCGCACGCUGGCGACCGAAAACGAGCCAGGGGAAGUAUCAGGGUGCCGCUCAUUCGUGGAGUCGGAUUAAGGUGGUACUAAAAG
Messenger RNA from Ilyonectria robusta, 1401 nucleotides. RefSeq names its product kinase-like domain-containing protein. Gene Ontology annotation, biological process: regulation of mRNA processing; protein phosphorylation; spliceosomal complex assembly. The transcript is spliced from 4 exons. The record is from RefSeq and is a predicted model, not a curated record. Gene Ontology annotation, molecular function: protein kinase activity; ATP binding. Lineage: Eukaryota; Fungi; Ascomycota; Sordariomycetes; Hypocreales; Nectriaceae. The coding region runs from base 120 to 1112 and encodes 330 amino acids.